AUGACUUACCUAUCCUUUAGGAAAGGUUGGUUCUGGUCCCCUGUCCCUCUGCCUGGCUAUAGUAUUGGCUAUAAUGGCCCAUGGCUGGGCAGAACCAUCCAGUCCCUGCUGAGUGGAGUUAGGGGGGUAUGUGAGGGCUAAGCCCCCCGGGAUGAGGCAGUCUGGCUGGGGGAACAGGGUUCAGCGCAAGUCCCUUAACCUCCAGACUCGGCCUCAAUCCUGGGGGUUACGACGGUCUGGAGUGGCCGCUGUUAGAUGGUAAUGUGUGUGUGUCCAUGGUUUUGUAAGUGCGUCAUUUGUCAGUUUGUCUAUGUGGGAUUGUUGUUGUGGUGUGUCUUUCACAUUAUGUAUGUGUGUGUGUGUGUGUGUGUGUGUGUUUUGGCGCUGUGUGUGUCUGUUCUAUUUUGGGUGAUAAUACCAGCUGUUUGAUAACAGUACCCAGGGGGUGUGGCCAGAGCUACAGCUAAAUGCACUGCUAAUCACACAUGAAAGGGCAAUGAGAAGGUGUGUGUGUGUGUGUGUGUGUGUGUGUGUGUGUGUGUGUGUGUUUCCCACUCAUCUCUCUUGAUUUGCAGGUUGAGCCAAAUGCCACUAUUGGGGAGAUCAAGUCUAUGUUCCACAAAAGCCGUGAGUACGACGUUAGAUUGACAUUACACAGCAGCACAUUCUACUACAAUUAAAUUAACUUCAAUACACAGUAUUUAAAUUAAAUAAAGCUAAAGAGUUGACCCCCAACCCCACCCCACCCCCUUGUCUGUGUAUUCGUCUUGACUCUCUGUCUGGUCUCCCUCUCCCUCCCACCCUUGUCUGUUUGUCUGUCUGUCUCAGAUCCUCAAUGGUACGCAGCUAGACAGUCCAUCCGCCUGGACCCAAGUAAGUCUAACUCCAAACCAUUCUUCUGAUUUUCAGAGUCUGUAUGAAGACAGUGGUGAUAUCUAUAGUAGUGAUGGUAGCAGGCUGGUAGAGGAUAAGACAGUGGUGAUAUCUAUAGUAUAGUAGUGAUGGUAGCAGGCUGGUAGAGGAUAAGACAGUGGUGAUAUCUAUAGUAUAGUAGUGAUGGUAGCAGGCUGGUAGAGGAUAAGACAGUGGUGAUAUCUAUAGUAUAGUAGUGAUGGUAGCAGGCUGGUAGAGGAUAAGACAGUGGUGAUAUCUAUAGUAUAGUAGUGAUGGUAGCAGGCUGGUAGAGGGUAAGACAGUGGUGAUAUCUAUAGUAUAGUAGUGAUGGUAGCAGGCUGGUAGAGGAUAAGACAGUGGUGAUAUCUAUAGUAUAGUAGUGAUGGUAGCAGGCUGGUAGAGGAUAAGACAGUGGUGAUAUCUAUAGUAUAGUAGUGAUGGUAACAGGCUGGUAGAGGGUAAGACAGUGGUGAUAUCUAUAGUAUAGUAGUGAUGGUAGCAGGCUGGUAGAGGAUAAGAAUUGAUCAUGCAACAUGGUUGUGGGGCCGUUAUUGAUAUUAGAAUUCUCUCUUCUCCCCUCUCUCCUCCUCUUUUUUCCUCCUCUCUCCUCUCUCCUCCCCUCAUCUCCUCUCCUCCUCCUCUCCUCCUCUCUCCUCCUCUCUCCUCCUCCUUUCUCCUCCUCUCUCCUCCUCUCUCCUCUCCCUCUCCCUCUCCCUCUCCCUCUCCCUCUCCCUCUCCCUCUCCCUCUCCCUCUCCCUCUCCCUCUCCCUCUCCCUCUCCCUCUCCCUCUCCCUCUCCUCCCUCUCCUCCUCUAUCAGAGGGUAAGUGUCUAAAGGAUGAGGAUGUACUGCAGCAUCUUCCUGUGGGAACCACGGCAACCUUCUACUUCCGAGACCUGGGAGCUCAAAUCAGCUGGGUCACCGUGAGUACACACACACAAAAGUGUAUGUGUAUUAGUUUCCUCCUGACCUCAGUGCUAAUUUGUUUUUGGUGAGGGUCACUAUUAAAGCCCCUGUCACAUUAACUGGGGGAGAGAGAGACGGAGGGAUGGAGUGAGGGAGAGAGAGACGGAGGGAGGGAGACUGACUGAGGGAGGGAGAUAAAGGACAGAGCACCAAGUCUGGGACCAACAGGACCCUGAACAGCUUCUACCCCCAAGCCAUAAGACUGCUGAACAAGACCGCUAAAUAAAUAGCUAUCUGGACUAUCUGCAUUGGACUAUCUGCAUUGGACUAUCUGCAUUGGACUAUCUGCAUUGAACCCCCUUUGCACCAACUCUUUAGACUCAUCACAUUCACUGCUCCUACUGUUUAUUAUCUAUCCUGUUGCCUAGUCACUGUACCCCUACCUAUAUGUACAUAUCUACCUCAAUUGCCUCGUAGCCCUGCACAUAGACUCAGUACUGGUACCCCGUGUGAAUAGCCAAGUUAUCAUUACUCAUUGUGUAUUUAUUCCUUGUGUUAUCUCUGCAUUGUUGGGAAGGUCCCGUCAGUAAACAUUUCACUGCUAGUCUACACCUGUUGUUUACCAAGCAUGUGAUUUGAAGGGGACAGGGAGUGCAGGAAAGAGAUUGUGUGAGAGAAAGAAGGGGACAAGCACAGUAAGAAGAGAGGACAGACAGACAGACAGGGAGGGAGGACAGACGGAGGGGGAGGGAGGGAGGGAGGGAGGACAGACGGAGGGGGACGGAGGGGUUACUGUCGGUUAGGCAGGAGCAGGUGUGUAAAAUGGAGACAGAUAAAUGUAUCCUCCCUGGCUGGCUGGCUGGCUGGCUGGCUGGCUGGCUGGCUGGCUGGCUGGCUGGCUGAUUGGCUGGCUGACUGGCUGACUGGACAUCUGUGUGUACGACACAGAAACCCCAGUGUUCCACUAGGAGGAGGAGGAGAGCUGUGGGCAGACUAGAGAGAGGGACUAGAGAGAGGGACUAGAGAGAGGGACUAGAGAGAGGGACUAGAGAGAGGGACUAGAGAGAGGGACUAGAGAGAGGGACUAGAGAGAGGACUAGAGAGAGGGACUAGAGAGAGAGACUAGAGAGAGGGAGAAAAGUAAAGUUAUGUUUUGUAAGUUCUUCAUGAUGACAGUAGUAACAGUUUAAAAUGUCUUUGUCCUUUGCUGCUCAGACAACAGGGUUUAUGAAUGAUCUGAAGCUCUGACAACAGGGUUUAUAAAUUAUCUGUAGCUCUGACAACAGGGUUUAUAAAUUAUCUGAAGCUGGGCUAUAUUAUACUGAACAAAAAUAUAAACGCAACAUGUGACAAUUUCAAAGAUUUUACUGAGUUACAGUUCAUAUAAGGAAAUCAGUCAAUUGAAAUGAAUUCCUCUCUCUGUCUCUCUCUCUCAGGUGUUUCUGACAGAGUAUGCCGGUCCUCUCCUCCUCUACCUGAUGUUCUACUUCCGGGUUCCCUUCAUCUACGCCCCCAAAUAUGACUUCACCACUAGCAAGCACUGGGUUGUACAGUGAGUCACACACACACUGGGUUGUACAGUGAGUCACACACACACACACACUGGGUUGUACAGUGAGUCUCACACACACACACUGGGUUGUACAGUGAGUCACACACACACACACACACAUACUGGAUGGUAACACACACACACUUCCUUCUAUUCACAGACUACGGAAAUAUUUGAGUGAAACUGCAAUGAGCCACUUGUUAGAUGUGAAUCAUAUUUGUCUGCUAGUUGAACUCUAGUUGAUAUGAGCUACGAAUGGCAGGAAUGAAGAGAACCAUUGUCUUUGGUCUCUGUGGUGAGUGUCCUGGUGCAUGUUGGGUAAUGUAGUUGUGUGUGUGUGGUCCCAGUCUAGCCUGUAUGUGUCACUCCUUCCACUACCUGAAGAGACUCCUGGAGACCCUGUUUGUCCAUCGCUUCUCCCACGGAACCAUGCCGCUACGCAACAUCUUCAAGGUGACACACACUGACGCAUAUACACACACACACACUCUCUCUCUCUCUCUCACACUCACUCACUGACUGACUGACUGACACACCACAGCCUUAGGUGCCCUCUUACCUCAUCGUGGUGGUGUGUCACCUUACACAUACCUCAUCUGGGGAACCCUAGCCAGUCUCUUGAACCCAGGGUGACCCUGCUGAGAGAUUCUGGGAUCAUCUGACACUGGCCGCAUCCCAACUGGCACCCUAUUUCCUAUGUAGUGCACUACUUUUGACCAGGGCCCAUGUGGUUCUGGUCAAAAGUAGUGCACUAUAUAGGGAUUAGUGUAAUGGGCCCUUGACAAAAGGUAGUGCACUAUGUAGAGAGUAGGGCGCGAUUUGGGACGAAGCCUGUGUGUGACAAUGUGUAUUCUGUCUUCCUGUGUUCCAGAACUGCACCUACUACUGGGGCUUUGCUGCCUGGAUGGCUUACUAUAUUAACCAUCCUCUAUAUACACCACCUAGUGAGUACCCUACUAUAUUAACCAUCCUCUAUAUACACCACCUAGUGAGUACCCUACUAUAUUAACCAUCCUCUAUAUACACCACCUAGUGAGUACCCUACUAUAUUAACCAUCCUCUAUAUACACCACCUAGUGAGUACCCUACUAUAUUAACCAUCCUCUAUAUACACCACCUAGUGAGUACCCUACUAUAUUAACCAUCCUCUAUAUACACCACCUAGUGAGUACCCUACUAUAUUAACCAUCCUCUAUAUACACCACCUAGUGAGUACCCUACUAUAUUAACCAGCCUCUAUAUACACCACCUAGUGAGUACCCUACUAUAUUAACCAUCCUCUAUAUACACCACCUAGUGAGUACCCUACUAUAUUAACCAGCCUCUAUAUACACCACCUAGUGAGUACCCUACUAUAUUAACCAUCCUCUAUAUACACCACCUAGUGAGUACCCUACUAUAUUAACCAUCCUCUAUAUACACCACCUAGUGAGUACCCUACUAUAUUAACCAUCCUCUAUAUACACCACCUAGUGAGUACCCUACUAUAUUAACCAUCCUCUAUAUACACCACCUAGUGAGUACCCUACAAUAUUAACCAUCCUCUAUAUACACCACCUAGUGAGUACCCUACUAUAUUAACCAUCCUCUAUAUACACCACCUAGUGAAUACCCUACUAUAUUAACCAUCCUCUAUAUACACCACCUAGUGAGGACCCUACUAUAUUAACCAUCCUCUAUAUACACCACCUAGUGAGUACCCUACUAUAUUAACCAUCCUCUAUAUACACCACCUAGUGAGUACCCUACUAUACUAACCAUCCUCUAUAUACACCACCUAGUGAGUACCCUACUAUAUUAACCAUCCUCUAUAUACACCACCUAGUGAGUACCCUACUAUAUUAACCAUCCUCUAUAUACACCACCUAGUGAGUACCCUACUAUAUUAACCAUCCUCUAUAUACACCACCUAGUGAGUACCCUACUAUAUUAACCAUCCUCUAUAUACACCACCUAGUGAGUACCCUACUAUAGUAACCAUCCUCUAUAUACACCACCUAGUUAGUACACUAUUAUAGUAACCAUUAACCAUCCUUGUCUUUUCAGCAAUCUAUGGUGAGCAGCAGGUCAGGAUGGCCCUCAUCAUCUUCCUGGUAUCUACUGUUCUAUACUCUACUAUAAUGUACUCUACUGUACUAUAAUAUACUCUACUAAAAUAUACUCUACUAUACUGUACUAUACUAUAAUAUACUAUACUGUACUAUACUAUAAUGUACUCUACUAUAAUAUACUGUACUGUACUGUACUGUACUCUACUCUACUCUACUGUACUAUACUAUACUGUACUAUAAUAUACUCUAAUAUGCUAUACUGUACUAUACUAUACUAUAAUAUAAUCUACUAUACUGUACUCUACUAUACUGUACUCUACUAUAAUGUACUAUACUGUACUCUACUAUACUAUAAUGUACUAUACUCAUAGUGUAUACUAUAGUAAUAGAACACUAUUGUAAUAAAAUGUUAUUUAUUAGAUGCUGUGUGUUGUUUGUCUUGCCAGUUCUGUCAGAUUGGUAACUUCUCCAUCCAUAUCGCCCUGCGGAACCUCCGCCCACCAGGUACACACUCCUAAUGAAUAUUCCAACAUUGUAAUACAUCAGUCAAUUCAACAUACACACUAUUUUCUCCCCGUCUGCUACAAAAUAGUAGCACACAGUGAACUGAAUCUCUCUCUCCCUGCCUCUCCCCGUCUCUCCAUCCAUCUCUUUCUCUCCCCGUCUCUCCAUCCAUCUCUUUCUCUCCCCGUCUCUCCAUCCAUCUCUUUCUCUCCCCGUCUCUCCAUCCAUCUCUUUCUCUCCAUCCAUCUCUUUCUCUCCCGUCUCUCUCCCUCCAUCUGUCUCUCCAUCAGGAUCUAAGACCAGGAAGAUCCCGUACCCCACUAAGAACCCCUUCACCUGGAUCUUCCUGCUGGUCUCCUGUCCCAACUACACAUACGAGGUGAGUCUUCUACCCCUAGGUACAGAUCUAGGAUCAGCAGACUGUCCCAACUACAACUACUCCUCAGUGUGACGCUGCCCUCUGCUGGUUAGGAGGAACAGUGUCUAACAUGUCUCUCUCUGUGUAAUAGUUAGGCUCAGGGCCACCUAGUGGCUGAGGUUGGCAGUGAAAUUCUAGCGUGUGUGUACUGUAUAUUACGCAUAUGUGUGUGUAACACCAUCGUUCUCUUUGUCCCCUGUAGUGUCUGCCCAUAGCCCCUUUAGUAUGUGUGUGUAACACCACGUCUCCUCUCUCUCUCCUGUAGCUGGGCUCGUGGUUUGGUUUCACCUUGAUGACUCAGUGUCUGCCGGUGGCUUUCUUCACGGCGGUGGGCUUCAUCCAGAUGACGGUGUGGGCCAAAGGGAAGCACCGCAGCUACCUGAAAGAGUUCCGGGACUACCCUCCUCUCCGCUCGCCCAUCCUCCCAUUCGUCCUCUAGAGGAGAAUGGAACCCCCUCGCCCCAUCCCAAACCUACUCUACACUGGAUUGGACUGACCUGGAAUGAGAGCCCUGUCCCCCACCCCUCGCCCCAUCCCAAACCUACUCUACGCUGGAUUGGUCUGACCUGGAAUGAGAGCCCUGCCCCCCACCAUCAUCCUCCAAUUAAAACCCUACCCCCCUCCACCCCAAACAUUUUGAGGAGACUGUCUUAUACUAUACUUUCCCACCCAGAAGUUUCUGCCUAACAACGCUCCUCAAACCACUUUUGAUUGGCUAUUGUUAUUUUUCUUUUCUCUGAGCUUUUUGGCUGUUUUAAAUAACCUGACUGACAGUCUGGCAUGUCCCAAAUGGUACACUAGUUCCUAUGUAGUGCAGUACAUAGGGACUAGGGAGCCAUUUGGGACAGGGUCAGUGUGUAACAAGGUGUAGGCCUAAGUAUAACAAUACCAAAACCUCUGAUCAGAAAGUGCUAAUAAACCAUGACACACUUUUGGUCGUUCUGCUGGAACUUUCAUUUUUGUUGUCUGUAGAAGUCAUUUAUUUUUUUAAAGAAAUACCAAACCAUGUCUUCUUGUUGGGUCUAUGUACUGAUGACAUAGGCUACUGUUACUACACUGGAGACUAAUACACCGGAGACUAAUACACACCACACUGUUACUACAGUCGUGGUCAAAAGUAUUGAGAAUGACACAAGUAUUGGUCUUCACAAAGUUCGCUGCUUCAGUGUUAUGAGAUAUUUUUGUCAGAUGUUACUAUGGUAUACUGAAGUAUAUUUACAAGCGUUCCAUAAGUGUCAAAGGCUUUUAUUGACAAUUACAUUAAGUUUAUGCAAAGAGUCAAUAUUUGCAGUGUUGACCCAUCUUUUUCAAGACCUCUGCAAUCCGCCCUGGCAUGCUGUCAAAUGACUUUACCCCAGUCCUCAGCAGUCCAAUCCCUGUACCUUUUGCAGAAUAUCAGUCUGUCCCUGAUGUUUUUCCUGGAGAGAAGUGGCUUCUUUGCUGCCCUUCUUGACACCAGGCCAUCCUCCAAAAGUAUUCGCCUCACUGUGUGUGUAGAUGCACUCGCACCUGCCUGCUGCCAUUCCUGAGCAAGCUCUGCACUGGUGGUGCCCUGAUCCCGCAGCUGAAUCAACUUUAGGAGACGGUCCUGACGCCUUCUUCACAACAAUUGAACCUCACUCCUUGAAGUUCUUGAUGAUCCAAUAAAUGGUUGAUUUAGGUGCAAUCUUACUAGCAGCAAUAUCCUUGCCUAUGAAGCCCUUUUUGUGCAAAGCAAUGAUGACGGCACGUGUUUCCUUGCAGGUAACCAUGGUUAACAGAGGAAGAACAAUGAUUUCAAGCACCACCCUCCUUUUAAAGCUUCCAGUCUGUUAUUCUAACUCAAUCAGCAUGACAGAGUGAUCUCCAGUCUUGUCCUCGUCAACACUCUCACCUGUGUUAACGAGAGAAUCACUGACAUGAUGGCAGCUGGUCCUUUUGUGGCAGGGCUGAAAUGCAGUGGAAAUGUUUUUUGGGGAUUAAGUUGAUUUUCAUGGCAAAGAGGGACUUUGCAAUUCAUCUGAUCACUCUUCAUGACAUUCUGGAGUAUAUGCAAAUUGCCAUAAUCAAAACUGAGGCAGCAGACUUUGUGAAAAUUAGUAUUUGUGUCAUUCAUUUCGCCUUCCGAGUGGCUCAGUGGUCUAAGGCACUGCAUUGCAGUGCUAGCUGUGCCACUAGAGAUCCUGGUUCGAAUCCAGGCUCUGCUGUAGCUGGCCGCAACCGGGAGACCAAUGGGGCGGCGCACAAUUGGCCCAGCGUCGUCCAGGGUAGGGGAGGGAAUGGCCGGCAGGGAGGUAGCUCAGUUGGUAGAGCAUGGCGUUUGCAACGCCAGGGUUGUGGGUUCGAUUCCCAUGGGGUAUGAAAAUAAAAAAGAAUAAUGUAUGCACUAACUGUAAGUCGCACUGGAUAAGAGCGUCUGCUAAAUGACGUAAAUGUAAAUCUCAAAACUUUUGACCACGACUGUACACUGGAGACUAAUACACAACACACUGGAGAUAGGGACCAUAUGAUGCAAUGAACACUAAUGCAAUGCAUUGCUAAGGCUGCGUUUACACAGGCAGACCAAUACUGAUCUUUUCUCCACAAAUUGGUCUUUUGACCAAUCACAGAUCGUUUUCAGAGCUGAUCUGAUUGGUCAAAAUAACAAUUAGUGAAAAAAAAAUAGCAGAAUUGAGCUGCCUGUCUAAACCCAGCCUGUGAUAGGGACAGAAUAAUACAUUACAUUCAGAUACUAUUCGGUUGAUGGAUCUAGAUUCUAGCUGAUCUACUGUAGGUGCAUGGAAAGAUUGUGUCAUCCUGAACGACCAUACGGAGGAGUGCACAUUUCAAUAUGAUCAGCUCCCCUCUUUAAUCAUUAUGAUCUAAAAGGAUAACCUGAUCCUAGAUCACUACUCCUACUCUGAGACACUUUAUGAAUACAUGCCCUGGACUAUCUGAAGGUUCCACAGCUUUUUGCCCUGUUGAACGUAGCGCAGGCAGGGCUAGUGAUAUAAAGAAACAAACUAACCUAGGCCUGGAUCCAAUCAGAUCCAGCAUUAACCGGCGCUAGCAGACACCCACAUAGCUGAUGUUUUGGCGGUGUCUGAGGUGGAACUGCGUUAAAGCGGUCAAAUCCACAAGCAGCUCCGUGCGAUAAGGCCGGUUAAGGCUAUCGCAGACCGCCAUUGGAUGUAACGAAAUGUAGCGCUCGAUCUGAUUGAAUCCAGGCCUAAAUGUUUGGCCGGGAUUCAAUUCGACCGCGGGUUGUUGACAAUGCCUCUUUUAAAGGCUAUUUUCCGAUUGAGCCGGCAUAUGCAGCAUUUACCGGGAAUGAGAUCUCUACGAACGUGGGAACAUCGCUUUUAAAAGCUGCAUUGUCGACAACCCACUGUCAGAUAGAUAGCUGGCUCAGACCCUGCUAUGACGCAUACCCCACAGAACGUUUUGCAAAAAGAAAACAAACAAGAGUUUCUAUUGGACAGAUUCGGGUAGGUCCCUCCCCGUUUGGUUCCGUUGGCUUCUGUGUGCUUCCUAGUGAAUACACCCCAGGCUAGUAACGUACCAGGAAACAAACAAAGAAACAGAGAUGGCUCAGCGCUAGAGUAGUAGAGCUCAAAAGGUGGUCUUUAUUGUGGAGAGCAGCAGGUAUGUACACAGAAGGGUCAGGGGUCAUUAUGAUGAUGAUGCUCAAGCAGCCUGGGCUUCCUCCACCCUCUUCUUCCUCAUCUGCAGCCGUCGCUCCCGCUCGUACUCCUUCAUUCGCAUCACGUAGCUACACACACACAGACAGAGACACAGGAGAGGGGUGUUCAAGUGGAUUUGAUGGGGGAUUACCUCAGAUGGCAAUACUACUGCACCAAGUCUGACAACUCUAUACACGUGUGAUCAUCCCAGACACAUGCAUCAACUCUCUCUUUGAUAACAAUACAUGCCAUUUUGCACUUCUAGAGGAUGGUUAAUUCUCUAAGCUGCGUGCAUGUGCAGCCGCUCACCUCCUCCAGGACAGCAGAGCAGAAGUACUGCCAGCCGGUGCUCAGACUCAAGACAUUGGACUUCACUGAGUUCACCCCCAUUAGUUUGCACUAUAUAGAUCAACGUUUUUCCUCUAACGUGAUCGAAUCAACAUAUCAGCCCCUUUUCAAUGCAACCAAACAAAUCUUAACUUUGCAAGAUUUGAGUCUGUGAUUUUGUUGUAGGCAGAGCCAGUCUCAUGGAAUGUAGGCCUGCUCAGAACACCACCUAUAGGUUACUGUAGGAUAUAUCAUAGAAAUCAAAAGCUAUUCCCAUGUGAAAAUGUUUUGGGAUUUGCUCUAUUGAUAGGCCACUCUGAUAGCCGAUUGGCUGCUGUGGAAAACUGUAAAAGGUACAGCCUCAGUGUUCACUGUAAACGCACACCGGAAAGUUGCACAGGACUGUCAACUUUCCGCUCACAAGUCUUGAACUUUGCUCAGUGCCCCAAAAAAUUACAGGGAACAUUGGACAUGACCCCAGUGCCAGUGGGAUUUGAAAUCACUGCAACCAUAAAGUGUGGCCAGGAAAGCCAGAAACAAACUCCUUGUGCUGCUAAACCGCUACCUACUCCUAUAACCAGGUAGACACUUACUCCUGGUGAUGCUAAACCGCUACCUACUCCUAUAACCAGGUAGACACUUACUCCUGGUGCUGCUAAACCUCUACCUACUCCUAUAACCAGGUAGACACUUACUCCUGGUGCUGCUAAACCUCUACCUACUCCUAUAACCAGGUAGACACUUACUCCUGGUGCUGCUAAACCUCUACCUACUCCUAUAACCAGGUAGACACUUACUCCUGGUGCUCGCAGUAGUCCCAGUCGUGUCUCUCGUGUUUACAGGCCAGGAAGUUGGGCCAGUUGUCCCUCUUACACUUCAUGAGCUUGAUGAGGUGGUGGGCGCAGUAGUCCCUCUGGAGUACAGGGACCUGGGCCAGGUUCAUCUGGGCCUGGGAGGCCACCAUCUCUACCAGGGGGACAAGAUAACAUGUUACACCAGGGGUUAA
Coregonus sp. 'balchen' is the source of this 11298-nucleotide messenger RNA. NCBI's taxonomy places the organism in Eukaryota, Metazoa, Chordata, Actinopteri, Salmoniformes, Salmonidae. The record is from the annotation of a GenBank genome assembly.